Molecule: messenger RNA, 837 nt
Organism: Guillardia theta CCMP2712
Lineage: Eukaryota; Cryptophyceae; Pyrenomonadales; Geminigeraceae
Exons: 2
Coding region: 1-837 (278 amino acids)
Source: RefSeq, a predicted model, not a curated record
AUGGUACGCGGAGCUGGCGAGGCGUCUCCGUCCCUCACUGUGACGUCGGGUGCCUUCGGAGAGCUCGACACCACUGGGUACGAGGGCUUGAUGGCGGACGUGACGUUGGUCCACCCUUACAUUGGUAGCUCUGCCGACCUGACCAAGUGGGGGGAGGUCAACCUCGACGCCCUCCAUGUUGCAGCGUCUGAGAAGAUUCGCAAACAUCGCGCUGCAUAUGCUAUGACUACUCCUCCUCGAGCGUUCAUCCCUCUUGCCAUCUCGACGGACGGUACCCUGCAUCCUGACACCCUCCGCUUCAUCUGGUAUUUGGCGGACAUCAUUGCUCAGCGCUCGAUGCCUCUUGAGGAUGCGGCGUUUGGUCGGCACUUCGUGCCUGAUGACGGCCCUGCUGCUGAGGUCUUGGCUCGCAAACGCGCCGCCACCUAUCAGCGCCUCACCAUGCAGCUGACGCUGGAGGCGCUCUUGUCUGGUGCGAGGCGCAUGACGCCCUUGCGGGCGCAAGCACUCCUCGAGCCAGAGGACAGCUCCUCCUCGGACUUUGUCGAGUCGCCCGAGGAGUCUUCGCCGGAGGUCUCCGACUCCGAUGGGGGAAACCCUUCGAGUGGCCCCGACGAUGGGCGCGGAGCUGGCGACUCGGAGGCGUCUCCGUCCCUCACUGUGACGUCGGGUGCCUCCGGAGAGCUCGACACCACUGGGGUGCUUGCUGCUGGUCCGAGCUCGCCUGCUUCCUCCCCGGCAUCGGUCGGGUCACGCCGGUCCUUGGGAAUUGCCGCGGCGUCGCCGCCGUCACGGGCGGCUACCGCUGACUCGGCUACCGCUGACUCGGAGGUAUAG